AUGUUGGACAUAAAUCUGUUCAGGGAAGAUAAAGGUCACAACCCCGAAAUCAUUCGCGAAUCUCAGCGACGUCGUUUCGCCAACGUUGAUCUCGUUGAUGCGAUCAUUCAACUUGACAGAGAAUGGCGUCAGCGUCAAUAUGAGCUCGAUCAGUUGCGGAAAGAUUUUAACAAGAUUAACAAAGAAGUAGCAAAGCUCAAAAUUUCGGGAGGGGAUGCGAGCAAAAUGAUUAAGAAUACUGAGGAUAACAAGCAAUUAACUGCAACAAAAGAAGCAGAAGUUCAGGAAGCUCGAGCAGCACUAUAUUCAAGAUUGGAAGUUAUUGGAAACCUUGUGCAUGAUUCAGUUCCAGUUAGCAAUGAUGAGGCAAACAACGCCAUAAUUCGAUCUUGGGGGGAGACAAGGUCCGAACCAAAACUUAAAAAUCAUGUAGAUCUUGUUGAGCUUCUUGGAAUUGCAGAUAUAAAGAAAGGUGCUAAUGUAGCAGGAGGUAGAGGCUUCUAUCUGAAAGGAGAUGGUGUAUGUCUUAACCAAGCUUUGAUCAACUUUGGUCUUAAUUUUUUGAAGAAAAGGGGGUACACGUCAUUGCAGACUCCAUUCUUCAUGAGAAAAGAUAUUAUGGCGAAGUGUGCUCAAUUAGCGCAAUUUGAUGAAGAGCUUUACAAGGUAACAUAUCUGAUGCUUUAA
Messenger RNA from Ilex paraguariensis (yerba mate), 687 nucleotides. The record is from the annotation of a GenBank genome assembly. NCBI's taxonomy places the organism in Eukaryota, Viridiplantae, Streptophyta, Magnoliopsida, Aquifoliales, Aquifoliaceae.